AUGAAGUACUCCGCUAUCGCCUCUGCCGCCCUGCUCUCUGUGGCCGCCGCCCAGCCUCACCGUGGACACCACGGGCGUCACCACCAUGCUAUCCGUGAUGAUGCCGCCUCAGGCGACGUCGUCAUCAAGACCGAGUGGGUGACGCAGAUUGAGUAUGUCACAGAACUCAUCGAUGCCACCACGACUGUUUGGAUCGGUCCUACUGAGAGCACCGCCGUGUCCGCCGCCCUUUCUUCCAACCCUCAGGGCAACUUCUUCGAGCCCCAGUCUUCCGUUGCGGAGACGUCCUUCACAAGUGCUGCUCCUGCGCCACCUCCGGCUUCUACUGCUUCAACGUCCAGCUCCGUCUACGUGGCUCCACCUGCGCCUAGCUCUUCCUCCUCCUCUGUCUAUGUGGCUCCUCCUCCGCCUGCUCCUACUACCUCUUCUGCCUACGUGGCUCCUCCUCCUCCGCCUGCUUCUAGCUCCUCCUCCGUCUACGUGGCUCCUCCUCCCCCUCCGCCUGCGCCUAGCUCCUCCUCCGUCUACGUGGCUCCUCCACCCCCUCCUUCUAGUUCUGUCGUCUCAAGUACUGCUCCCGCACCUGUUCCUGUUCCCAGCGGCAGCGGCAGCGGCAGCACUGGUAACUCUGGAAGCUCUGGCGUCUCCUACAAGUCUGGCUCCGGCUCCGGCUCCGGCUCCGGCUCUGGCUCUGGGACUAACCAAGGAGAUAUCACCUACUAUACCAUUGGCUUGGGAGCAUGUGGUCAGGAUGACACUGGCAAGGAUAACAGCGCCAACAUUGUUGCUCUUUCUCACCUCCUGAUGGGCACCCAGUCCAACGGCAACCCAAUGUGCGGCAAGACCAUCACCAUCUACGGCAACGGAAAGUCCACCACCGCCAUUGUGGCUGACAAGUGCACGGGCUGUGAUAAAUUGGACAUUGAUGUCAGCGAGAAGGUAUACAAGGAGCUGUACGGCAGCCUCACCUCGGGCCGCAUGCCUAUCACCUGGUCCUUCAACAACUGA
This is a messenger RNA of Ustilaginoidea virens, 1008 nucleotides long. RefSeq lists its product as uncharacterized. The transcript has a single exon. The record is from RefSeq and is a predicted model, not a curated record. The coding region runs from base 1 to 1008 and encodes 335 amino acids. NCBI's taxonomy places the organism in Eukaryota, Fungi, Ascomycota, Sordariomycetes, Hypocreales, Clavicipitaceae.